AUGCGCACUGGGCCUUCAAGUUGUCAACGCUGCCAGCUGAUAGCCUCGUGUGGAAGAUCUCUUCUCUGCAGUAUGGAGUGGUGUCCAGUCGCAUCCGAUCACAACAUCCUCGUAUGUGGGACGUACCAGCUGCAGAAGGGGACUGGAGAAGAGGAUGCUGCUCCAAGUCGGACUGGUCGCUUGUACCUCUUUGAGUUUCGCCGCGAGGGGCCGAUGACUCCCCCUCUGACAGAGCUCCAGCGCAUGGACACAGCUGCUAUCUUAGAUCUAAAAUGGUGUCAUGUGGCCGUGUCGGAGCGGCCGCUGCUCGGACUCGCUGCAGCCUCAGGAGAUCUGCAGCUGUACGCUCUGACUGAGGCUCAGGUGAGGACUGUGGCAUCAGAGCAACAAGAUCAAAGCACAUGUUACAUGGUUUUUGUCUCAUUAGUAGGAAGGCGCCGCAAACUACAGAGUCUGAGCAGAGCAGAAGUGGGAGCCGAUCGACUGGUGCUGUCUUUAGACUGGUCCACAGGAAGACUGGACAGCAGUGACAUUCGCGUGGUGUGCAGUGACUCCGCAGGCUGCAUUAGCGUGGUGUCGCUGGGAGAGGGCGCUGUGACAGUUCAGUCUCAGUGGAAAGCUCACGACUUUGAGGCCUGGAUCUCUGCCUUCUCUUACUGGGACACACAACUCAUUUAUACUGGUAUUUUUGAUCAUGUUUUUAAAGUAAAGCCCGGCGGGGAGGGCCGGUGGCGGCGGGGAUGGGGCACUCAGUGGGGGCGCGGCGAGGUCGGGCCCGGGGGGGGGCGCGGGGGGUCGGCCGGCGCGCAAGAGGCGAGGCCACGCGGGGGUGGCGGGGGGAGGACGCCACCUCGGGGCGGGGGGCGGGCGGCGCGGCGGGUGCGGGGUUGA
This is a messenger RNA of Knipowitschia caucasica, 891 nucleotides long. NCBI's taxonomy places the organism in Eukaryota, Metazoa, Chordata, Actinopteri, Gobiiformes, Gobiidae. The record is from the annotation of a GenBank genome assembly.